Molecule: messenger RNA, 880 nt
Organism: Hyalella azteca
Lineage: Eukaryota; Metazoa; Arthropoda; Malacostraca; Amphipoda; Hyalellidae
Product: cap-specific mRNA (nucleoside-2'-O-)-methyltransferase 1
Source: RefSeq, a predicted model, not a curated record
CUCAUCAUGCUGAUCACGGUUAAAGCACCCUGGAUGAUGGCCGUCUCUCGCUCAACCCACAAGAAAUAUUUCUACAACACCAUCACCAAAGCUGCAGAAUUUGAAAUUUCUGAUGAAAAAACGGCGGAUUUCGCAUGCACAAUGAGCGGGUCGCUGUUAUGGCGCUGGCGACCAGGCACGAUCAUCCUGGGCAACGACCGCAACAUCGGCUGCGAUUUUCUCGACAGCGACGACGAAGAAAAAGAUCAAACCCCAAAACUGAUGUCGCUAGCAAACUUCUCAGAAUUCCUCGACAAUGGUCCACCCAAACAAAAUUAAUGCCUUGCCGUAAUCUUUUAUACUCUCUUAACCACAUACGUUAGUUUAGGAAUACUUUGAUAGCGUAUUAGUAAUGCCUGGUGCGUGCGUUAGUAUCUUUAUUGAAGAAUGUAUAUUAUUUAUGUAAAGUCAUUGUCAGGCUCAGUCAUACAGCAGUCAUGCUGCUGGGAGUGUGAUCAUGAAUGUUGUUACAUAGCGUCAUGUAUAGUUACAUAGCAUUUUGUAAUGUUACAUCACUUCAUGUAUAGUUACAUAGCAUUUUGUAAUGUUACAUCACAUCAUGUAUAGCACAUAACGUUAUGUAUAGUUACAUAACAUUAUGUAUAGUUACAUAACAUUAUGUAUAAUUCAGAGCCUUGCAUGAGGUUCUACUCGUUACUUAACAGUACUUGUUAGCUGCAACGAGAUUACUUACUGUAAUGUUUGCACAUGCCGUGCAUCUUGCAAAUUGAUUGCAUAGGUUUCUACCAAUGAAUGGGUGAUAGCUGUCCAUUGAAUGGAUGAUAGUUGUCCAUUGAAUGGGUGAUAGUUGUCCAUUGAAUGGAUGAUAUUUGUCCAUUGA